Molecule: messenger RNA, 3808 nt
Organism: Thalassophryne amazonica
Lineage: Eukaryota; Metazoa; Chordata; Actinopteri; Batrachoidiformes; Batrachoididae
Gene: arhgef1
Product: Rho guanine nucleotide exchange factor (GEF) 1b
Exons: 32
Coding region: 33-3407 (1124 amino acids)
Biological process (GO): intracellular signal transduction; G protein-coupled receptor signaling pathway
Cellular component (GO): cytoplasm
Molecular function (GO): guanyl-nucleotide exchange factor activity; G protein-coupled receptor binding
Source: RefSeq, a predicted model, not a curated record
CCUCUCUGAAUGUGAAGUGUUCUGAAACCUUGAUGAGAAUAAAGGCCUGUACAGUCCUUGGAGGUUUCCCUGCUGGUGCUCUUUCACGUUUACUUCCGUGUACAUUAGAUUUUUUUCCCCCCGCUGACAACUUUGCAACAGGAAACCGAGCAGACGUUUGUUUCGCCUGUCGGACGUUUUCUCUGCUUUUGCGGCGGGGAGUCUGUGGAGCUCAGUGCUCUAACCCAGCCAUGAGCAUCAUUGGGGCUGAGGAUGAGGACUUUGAGAAUGAUCUGAAUGAUGUGGUGGAUGACCAGCACACCAAAUUCAACAGUAUAGAGCAGUUAAAGGAUCGGCCCACCCACCUGCUGGUCUUCUUGCAACAUGUCAUUCUCCAGUUUGACUGUGCUCCCCUGCUCUGUUACCUCCAUGCUGACCUGUUCAAGAGCCUCAGUACCAAAGAGACCAAAAAGCAGUUUGUGGAGUUCUACAACAACUUUCUGGAUAAGGGUGCCAUUCUCAGAGUGACAGUACCACCUCAUGUAUGCUAUGAAUUGGAUCGCAUCCGUCCAGAUCUGCUGUCUGAGGAGACCCAACGGCGCUUUGCUCAGGAGGUCCAGAGUGUUCAGGCUGCUGAAGUAGCCAAACAGCUGGAAGAUUUUAGGCAAAAGAGGAUGAUGGGUAUGACCCCAAAUGAGGCUGAGCUGGCAGAUGUGGAGAGUCACUACCCCACUGACCGUAUUCCAGUGGAGAUGAAGGAAAAGUGUGUUGCUGAGACUCUCCUUGAGCGGAUGUCUGAGACUCAACCUACAAUUGUCUCAGAUGAGGAAAAGUGUCAAUCCAUCUUUUCAGCAGUGGCCUUUUACAUGAAGCACCUGGGGGUGAAGACCAGGACGGUGGAAAGUAAAAAGUCUAGAGGGGGCUUCUUCAGGAGGCCGCUGGCAAAGAUUUCUAAGAAGGAUGAGCCAUCAAGGACCAAACCCAGAGCGGGAUUUCCGACCAUCCACGGCUGGAUUUCAGGCAACACUGAGUUCAGACCUAAAGUGGAAGCUGAAGUGGAUAAAGAUAAAGUGAGUCAGGAGCGUAAAAGCAGUGGUCCAACUGCCACCAAAAGCUCUGUGUCGGAACCUGCAGCACCCGUUUUCCCCAGCAGGAAGUCUGUUUCCAGUGGAGGUUCAACAUCUUUGCCUAGUACAGAGAUUCCAGAUGGCUCAGGGACCAACAUCAAUACACCCAGCCGCCCAGAGCCUUUAUAUAUUGAUGGUCCUUCAAACAAUCGUUUAGAACCUCUAGCCUUGUCAGACGGAACUGAGGUGCCCCUUGUUGGACCGGGAGGUGGGCUUUCCGUCCCAGAUCCCUUCACACCUAAUGAUCUACCAGCAGAGGAAAAUGUAGAGAAAGAGAGACGGAAGACAAGUAAGAAAGUGGGUCGUAGCGAGAGUGCUCGUGUGGACCGGCACUCCUCUCGCCGCCAUGGCUCUUCCCGAGCCAAACAGUCACGCUCCCGUAGCGAUGUGGACCUCCAGCCGCCCUCCGCUGUGACACCCACACCAGCUCUGCUCAUCUCCCAGCAGCCCCAGCCUCUUGAAGGGCCCCUUUUAGUUGUGGAGGGACCUGGCUCCUCCCCCACAAGUCCUUCUCCACAGUUGGAGGAGAUCGAUCCACGACUCCUGGAGCUUGAGCAGGACCCACCCAACUGGAGGGAGCAGGCGUGCCCCGAAGACCUGUCCAGUCUCAGCAAGAAGGAAACCAAGAGGCAAGAGGUCAUAAAUGAGCUGUUUGCAACAGAGCACGCUCACGUGCGAAUGCUGAGUGUUCUUCAGACUGUCUUCUCUAAACCUCUGGAGAGGGAGGAGCUCCUGACUGCCACUGAGCUGGCUGCCAUCUUCCCCAACCUGGACGAGAUCAUUGAGAUGCACUAUAACUUCUAUGACAACUUGAAGAAACUACGUUUGGAAGACAACUUCAUUGUCAAAUCCAUCAGCACCACAGUACUCAACAGGUUUGGUGGUACUGAGGGAGAGUGGUUCCAGAAACUGACAGCACGGUUCUGUAGUCACCAGUCGUGGGCCUUGGACCAAAUCAAGAGCAGGCAGAAGAAAGAGCCACGUUUCAACUCCUUCAUACAGGAGGCAGAGAGUAAACCUCAGUGCCGCAGACUGCAGCUCAAGGACAUCAUUCCCAUUGAGAUGCAGAGACUGACCAAGUACCCGCUGCUGCUGGAGAAUAUUGCCAAGAACACAGAGAAUGCAGCAGAGAAGGAGAGGAUCCAGCAGAGCGCAGAAUGCUGCAGAAAGAUCCUCAACCAUGUCAACGAGGAGGUCAAAGUGAUGGAGAACCUAUUGACUUUGAAGGACUAUCAGCGUCGAUUGGACACAUCAGGGCUCAGACCCAGUAAUGAGCUUUAUACUGAAUACCGGAACAUUGACCUGACUCAGAAGAAGAUGCUUUAUGAAGGUCCUUUGACUUGGAGAGUGACCAAGGAAAAAGCCAUUGAGGUGCAGUGUGUGCUGCUGGGGGACCUGCUGGUGCUCCUGCAAAAGCAGGAUGACAAGAUGGUCCUCAAAUGUCAGAGCAAGAGUACCAUUGCUGUGCAGGAGGGCAAACAGAUGCUGAGCCCCAUCAUCAAGCUGGACUCCGUCUUCCUCCGCGACGUGGCCACAGAUCGAAAGGCCUUCUACGUGAUAUUUACCUGGGACAGUGGUGCUCAGAUCUAUGAACUGGUGGCUCAGUCUCUCGGAGAGCGAACCAUCUGGACGGACGUGAUUAAGACAGCAGUGGAUGAUCUGAAGAAAAGUGGAGCACCUAUGAGGUUGCCACUGCCGCUCCAUUCGGCUCCAUUCAGUCCCACAGCGAUCACAGCCCCUCUGAGUCCGAGUGAGAAUGGAGGUUUGAAAAGCAGCGGCGAUCGAGAUAAAGACAGCUUGACUGAUGAGAAGUCUUCAGACCCAAGGCACUUACUGAUUGAUUUCCUGUCAGACAAAGGCUUUGAUUUGAUUGGCCACUCCAACAGUGAUCAGGAGAAGGUGGCCAACGUAGCGCUGGAUGAAGUCAUGUCAUUGAAGAGGCUGCUGAUUGGCAGCAUCAGUCUGUCAGAAGACUCUCAGACUGAUGAAGAAAAUGGAGGCGACCAAUCAGAAGGUCCAAGUCAAGACGUUUUUAAAGCAGAAAAUCAGACCUCCGAUGAAGGAGCAAAGGAAGAUGAUGAGGAUGGUGGUGGACAUGAAGGUGGAAGAGCUAAGGCAGAGGAGGAAGAAAGGAGCAUCAGUGCACCCUUGGUGUUGUCCCAGGAGAGAAUGGAGGAGGUGUGCAGAAGGCUCCACAGUCUGGAGGAGCAGCUUAAAAGACUACAGACUGUAGAGGAGGAGCACCACAGGCUGCAGGAGGCCCUGUCCAAAUUCUCUCUUGAGGGUGGUAACUUUCAGUAAGACUCUAUCAUGCCACCUACUGGCCACUAGACUUCCUGGUGCUGGUUUGGAGUGCAAGAGUGACUUUCAGAGGCCUUCCUGGAAAUUCCUUAACAAAGGCAUGUCUGGACAUGUGCUGCAUUUGUGUCACAGCUGGCUGCAGCCAAACUGGAAGUUUGCUUUCCUGAGAGCGGGGGGGAGGCGUGUACAGUGCAGCGGUUCAGCAAUGGAACACAGAGCGUGUGUGCGUGGGUACUGUGUGUUUGUGUGCCUGUUUGGUUUGGAGGUAGAUAAUGAAUCAAAGAGAAAUCCUACUUUUGAGUGGGAGGUUGGGGGCUUUUUGUUUGUUUGUUUGUUUGUUUUUCCAGAGAGGUGCCAAAAAAGAAAAGCAAUAUUUUUGCAAUGAGAGAAAUGCUGCCUAA